AUGUUAAACUUAAAAUUACAGACAGCAGUUGACGAUAUCGUGAACCAAUUCACCGUUACUGAAGAAUUUCUUCACGAUGCGACUAAGGAAUUUACUAAAUCAAUGGACACUGGUUUACAAAACACUGCGUCGAAAAGAGAAUACAUGCCAAUGAUCCCAACGUAUGUCACUGGUAUUCCUACUGGUAAGGAAAAAGGCUUAUUUUUAGCAGCAGAUUUAGGUGGUACUAAUUUUAGAGUCUGUUCUGUCAAUCUUCAUGGAGACCACACUCAUGAAUUAAAGCAAUCAAAAUACAGUAUCCCAUUGGAUUUGAUGAAGAACUCUACUGCCGAUAGUUUAUUCUCUUUCUUAGCCAAAAAGGUUGAAACAUUUUUGAAGGAUAAUCAUGAUGACCUAGAAGCAGAUGAGCAAUUAAAAUUAGGCUUUACUUUCUCUUUCCCUAUCAACCAGACUGCUUUAAAUAGGGGCACUUUAAUUCGUUGGACAAAGGGAUUCGAUUUACCAGAUUGUGUUGACAAGGACGUUGUUGAGUUAUUACAAUCCAACAUUGACUUGUUAGGAUGUAAAGUCAAUGUGGUAGCAUUAGCCAAUGAUACUGUUGGUACAUUAUUAUCAAGAGCCUAUUCCAAUAACCCUGAGAAAACUAACGCUAACACUAUUGUGGGUGCUAUUUUUGGUACUGGUACUAAUGGAGCAUAUUUUGAAACCCUUGAUAAUAUUCCUAAAUUAAAAUCUACUAAUAUUCCAGAAGGUGCCAAAGGUAUGGUAAUUAAUACUGAAUGGGGUUCGUUCGAUAACACUCUAAAAAUAUUACCAAAAACUAAAUAUGAUGAAAUUGUCGAUUCAGAAACUGCUAAUAAAGGCUUUCAUUUAUUUGAAAAAAGAAUUAGUGGAAUGUUUAUGGGAGAAAUUUUACGUGUUUGUUUGAUUGAUUUAUUUCAACGUGACCUUAUCUUUGUUGAUUUAUAUAAAUCUAGAGGUGGUUCAUUACCUCACAGAUUAUCUGAAGAAUGGUUAUUAUCUUCUGAGGUUUUAUCUUACUUGCAGAUUGAUGAUUCAACUGACUUAAAAAUGUCUGAAUUAAUAUUAGAGAACGAAUUAAGAUUGCCUACUACUAAAGAAGAAAGGAUAGUUAUUCAGAAAUUGACUCAAGCUAUUGCGCAUAGAGCUGCUUAUCUUUCGGCUAUUCCUGUUGCUGCUAUACUCAAUCGUGUCAAGGGACAAUUCUCCAACGAUAAUAGGGACUUUGAAUUCGGUUGUGACGGAUCUGUUGUAGAAUUUUAUCCGGGAUUCCAGGCUUCUAUUUUAGAAGCAUUAGAAAUAAUCAAUCCUUUAGAGGGAGAAAAGAAAAAGGUCCACUUAAAAAUUGCCAAAGAUGGCAGUGGAGUUGGAGCUGCGUUAUGUGCCAGCACAGCAAAAUAA
Molecule: messenger RNA, 1422 nt
Organism: Debaryomyces hansenii CBS767
Lineage: Eukaryota; Fungi; Ascomycota; Pichiomycetes; Serinales; Debaryomycetaceae
Gene: GLK1
Product: glucokinase
Exons: 1
Coding region: 1-1422 (473 amino acids)
Biological process (GO): glucose 6-phosphate metabolic process; glycolytic process; intracellular glucose homeostasis
Cellular component (GO): mitochondrion; cytosol
Molecular function (GO): glucokinase activity; D-glucose binding; mannokinase activity
Source: RefSeq, a predicted model, not a curated record